GCAUGUCUCUCUAUCUACUCCUGACAUAUUGCUUGAUGGCCAAUCUCAUUUUCCCGACCUUUCAUAGACUCUUUGUGCCAUCACCCCGGGCUGACUGAUUGGCACAUGGAUGCAGCUAAUCAAGGGAGAGAUUCGGCUUCGAUGUUCUUUCCCUCGCUCAACACAAGACUAUAUAUAACCAGGACAAUCGAGUGGCUAUACGUUCAUGUCCAACACAUACAUUCCCCUCUCUCGCUCUCUCUCUGACGACACAAAUUCCACGAGAAAUACAACUAUGUCAAAGCAAAGUUCGUCCACUACUCGAAGCGGCAUUGCCGGCUCGAACGUCUCAAAGCCAUCAGAGAUAUUCUUCCCCUUGGCCAAGUACGUCUUUGAGCACCCCGAGCUUCAGAACAUGGCGAGUAUCCAGCGAGGGGUCGACUGCUUGAUGAAGCUCUUGGACAAAGACCCUUCUACGAGGGACUUCUUCGCCAGAACAGAUCUCACGGGACAACCUGUGCCAGCUCUGCUCGAUUCCGUUCGGGAGGCAGGAAAGCGUUUCCGAACGACUACACGCUACACUCAUGGCGAUACCCUGCUCGGCAUGGAUUACAUCCUGAUGGAGACCGAUGAUGAUGGAUCGUUGCAAAGUGGCGGCAUGGGCUGCAGAUUCAGCGCUUCGACGCGAGACGGUCAAACGGUGUACUCUGACCCUGUCGGAGUGGAAUGUGAUGAAGGCUAUUGGCAGAAGUCUCGAGAGAUGGCUUCUUAUUACAAAAAGGUGGACGACCAGCUCAAUCCUGGCCAAAGCACGCCCGCGACGGGACAUUUCAAGGUACUUUCGCGGUUAAGAAACUAGUGCGGCGUUGUGAAAGGGCCUCACGAGUUUGGCGGGAGCCCGACAAACACCUAAGUUUCUUUUUCCUUCUCCCAUGCAGCAUUUUGCCGUAUCUGCCUCAGAACAGUUCUAUUAUGCAUUCCCCCCUCAUAACGAAACGGCGAUGCACGGAUGAAUGUGACUCCAUUGUUAC
Kockovaella imperatae is the source of this 1010-nucleotide messenger RNA. RefSeq lists its product as hypothetical. NCBI's taxonomy places the organism in Eukaryota, Fungi, Basidiomycota, Tremellomycetes, Tremellales, Cuniculitremaceae. Bases 206 to 838 code for a protein of 210 amino acids. The record is from RefSeq and is a predicted model, not a curated record. The transcript has a single exon.